UAAUACCUGUCCUGAACCCUGUGCUGUUCUCCAGGAGAACUGACGUCAGCUUUGAUUAGCAUAUCUCCCUCUAUAUAUUUCAUGCUUGCGCAUUGGCGCGCCACAGUACUGCAACGUAAUUCAGCUUAAGACUUCAAACUACAGUCCGUCUACAAAGCAGACAACCAAUCAUGUCUGACAAACCAAACCUGGAUGAGGUCACCAGCUUCGACAAAAGCAAGCUGAAGAAGACUGAGACACAGGAGAAAAACCCACUGCCAUCUAAAGAAACCAUUGAACAGGAGAAGCAGGCGGCCUCGUGAAGACACAAGCUGCCAUCAUGCACUGUGCACACUCCCUUCCCUGCAUUGCCUUCUUUUCAUUCACUUCUUUUAGCAGUAUAACUUUGUAACCAAAAUGUAAAAAAAAAAAAAAAAAAAAAAAAAAAUGAAACCGAAAAAAAGAGAAAAUCUAAAGCUGCAUCACUGUCGGAUCGGAUGAGCCGACCCCUCUAGCAACACCUAGAUGUUUCUGGACUGCCUCCCUUGUCUAGUCCAGCGAUGAGAAGGAAAGAGAGAGCUUCUACUUCCAGGAGCAUGUGGCAUGGAUUCAUCUGGUGCCCAUGGUGGGCUAUUUUGCAUUGGUUUCGACUUUGCCAUAGGACAAGGGGGCGUGGCCUAGUGGAUAUCCCCAAAUAUUCAUCAUCCGAUUGAGGCGUGGCUUUUUGUUGAAAAGUGACCAGCUCACAAAGUUAUGGCAUUGUAUUUUUUAUUUCAAAUUAUAGGAUAAACUGCACAAUCUUGGAUUUUUAUGUUGGUAAUGAUUAACACCUUCUUGUUAGUGCUGCUUCAGUGAAAUGCUUUUUUAUUGGUAAGAAAGAAGAAGAGAAAAAAAAGCAAAUUCAGUCUAGAUGUGAAAACACUUAUAAGGACCGGGUGUUGUAUGUUAAUUGAUUGUACCCUUUUUAUCGAUGUGGUUUUGGGGUUGCUUUGUGUUGCGCCCUAUCUUGGUUGUCUUAUUGUAUGGCGGUUAUCAUCGUUCAAAAUGUAAAUUCAAUGUGAUCGCUUUCAGCUGUAGAUCAAAUUUUUUUUUCUUGGGUUUUGUAAAAUGAAAAAACCUCAGCAACCAUGUUAUAUUGCCACAAACCAUUUAUCGAUAAUGGAACAUUGAAACUGUUGUAAUAAAAAACUUUGUUAUCAGGA
Messenger RNA from Megalobrama amblycephala (Wuchang bream), 1181 nucleotides. RefSeq names its product thymosin beta-11-like. Gene Ontology annotation, cellular component: cytoplasm. The record is from RefSeq and is a predicted model, not a curated record. Lineage: Eukaryota; Metazoa; Chordata; Actinopteri; Cypriniformes; Xenocyprididae. Gene Ontology annotation, molecular function: actin monomer binding. Gene Ontology annotation, biological process: regulation of cell migration; actin filament organization. The transcript is spliced from 3 exons. The coding region runs from base 171 to 302 and encodes 43 amino acids.